AUGGAAAGUCCACUGAGCAGGAAACAACGUAGACAUCUGAAAAGAAAGACCCAGGUCCAGCAGCAGGAGACAAAGCUGGAAGACAUGGAAUUAAAUUCCAAGGUGGUUGAACCUCCAAUUAAUUUUUACCUCAGUUCACUCGAGGAACAAGUCAGAAGUGAACUGAAGGACAGCGAGGCGAGGCUCACCAAGACUGAAUCAGAGGGGAGAGUCCUCCUAGACAUCGAUGAGGACUCGCUGCAACAUUUUCUCGAUCAUGUCCAAGAAAAGAACGUGAACAACAAGUGGAGCGACGAGAAACAAGAAACGCCGAAGGAGGUAUGUGGCCUGAAAGAUCAGCUGCAUGAAUCUCAGGCUAAACAUGGCCAAUCUCAUGUAAAGUUGGAGCAAGUGAAGGGAGAGAAAGAGGCCCUUCAAAAUGAAGUGGAGGCUAAGAAGAUGGAGCUCUGUGCUGUAAGGAAGAUGAUUGCAGUGGCUAAAACCAACGUGGAGUUGGAGUUGGAGAGCUAUCUGGAAAUUGAGACGGCUCAAACACAGAAACUGCGCAUUGAAUUGAGAAAGAUGGCUGAAGCUCUCAAAAAUCAGGCUUUCCAUCAAGCUCAGAUGAACGAAGCACGGGACCUGCUGGAGACUGAGCGUCUCCGCCCUCAUCAGAAAGCUACCACCGAAGAGGAGAUGGAGACAUUCAGAGACUUCUGUCAGGCUAAAGUGGAUGAACAGAUCGAUAUUAGCAGUAAGCUCAAGGCUGCUCUUGACAAGACUGAGCAACAGCUGAAGACCGUUCAUCUCCAGUGGCAACAGGAGAAGUUUUUCCUCACAACACAGCAACAGAAAAAUGGGGACUACCUUCAAUCCCAGGUGCAUCUGAUAGCUUCCUUUCGGGCACAAGAGCAGGAAGCAUUAAAGCAGACGCUGGAAAGAUCUCAAGCUUUCCAUCAAGCUCAGAUGAACGAACAGACAGCGGAGACUAACAGGAUCGCAGCAGCUCUGAAAGAAGCACAGGACCUGCUGGAGACUGAGCGUCUCCACUCUCAUCAGAAAACCAUCACCCAGGAGGAGAUGGAGAUAUACAAGACCUUCUGUCAGGCAAAAUUUGAUGAACAUGUAGACAUCAAUGGUAAGUUCAAGGCUGCUCUUCAUAAGGCUGAACAAGAGCUGAAGAAUGGACAUCUGCAGUGGCAAAAAGAGAAGUCUUCUCUCACAGCACAGCUGGUUGAAGCGCAAGCAGAGACCAGGAAGACUGCAGAAGCCCUGAAAGAGGCAAAGGACCUGCUGGAGACUGAGCGCCUCCACUCUCAGCAGAAAACUACCACCCAGGAGGAGAUGGAGACGUCCAGAGCAUCCUGUCUGGCUGAACUGGAUGAGCACAAAAAAGAUAUUAGUAAGCUCAAGGCUGCUCUGGAGAAGGCUGAACAGGAGCUGAAGACUGGAACUCUGCAGUGGGAAGAGGAGAAGUCCUCCCUCAUUGCACAGCUGGAAACAGACUGGGACAAUAACAAUGACCAGCUGAAGACCAUAGCUUCUCUUCAAACACAGGAGGAGGAGGCUAAGCAGACGCUGGAGAGAUUCCAGUCAGCCCAUCAAGCCCAGCUGGAGGAACAGAGAGCGGAGAACAGCAAGAUCUUAGAAGAUCUGAAAAAGACAGAAGAUCUUCUGAAAACUGAGCAUCUCCGCUUUCAGGAACAGUCAACCCUCACGGCACAGCUGGAAACAUCCCAGAGCAACUAUCUUGCACAGCUGGAGAUGCAGGACAAAGACAGCAAGAACCUCAUGGCUACUCUCCAGAAGAAAUCUGAAGAGCAACUAGAGAGUGAACGUCUUCUAUGGCAGCAGGAGAAAGCUUCCCUGCUGAAGGACACGUUGAGAAAGAAAGCCUCCUCUGGGGUUCAGCUUGAGCACCAGAAAAAGAAAAACAACAACCUCUUGGCUGCUGUGAUGAAGACUGAGCAGCAGUUGAAGAGUCGUAGCAUUGAGUGGCAGCAGGAGAAGUCUUCCCUCACAGCCAAGCAGGAAAAAACCUGCAGGGACCUCUAUGAUGCCCAGCUGAUCGUAGCUUCUCUUCAAAAACAGGAGGAGGAGGCUACACAGAUGUUAGAAACAUCCCAGACUUCCCAUCAAUCCCAGCUGCAGGAACAGAGAGUGGAGACAAACAGGAUCGCAGCAGACCUGAAAAAGACAGAAGACCUGUUAGUAACUGAGCGUCUCCGCUUUCAGGAACAGUCAACCCUCACGGCACAGCUGGAAACAUCCCAGAGAAACUAUCUUGCACAGCUGGAGAUGCAGGACAAAGACAACAAAAACUUCAUGGCUACUCUCAAGAACAAAUUUGAAGAUCAGCUAGAGAGAGAACAUCUCCUUUGGCAGCAGGAAAAAUCUUCCUUUGGAGUUCAGCUCGACCAUCAAGAAAAGAAAAACAACGACCUCUUAGCUGCUGUGAUGGAGGCUGAGCAGCAGAUGAAGAGUCGUACCAUCGAGUGGCAGCAGGAGAAGUUAUCCCUCCUUCAGGCCACAGAAAACAUCCAGCAGACGCUGCAGGAGAAGGAACAGGAGCGGCAGACGACCGAGAGCUCCUUGAAGUCCCAGCUCGAAGAUCUUCAGAGCCAGAUCACCAUCAAGCAGAUGAGGAAGAAGUGGUACAAGAAACUCUUCUCAUGCCAGGCUCAACACUGA
This is a messenger RNA of Anoplopoma fimbria (sablefish), 2670 nucleotides long. Its product is annotated as golgin subfamily A member 6-like protein 22. The coding region runs from base 1 to 2670 and encodes 889 amino acids. The transcript has a single exon. The record is from RefSeq and is a predicted model, not a curated record. Lineage: Eukaryota; Metazoa; Chordata; Actinopteri; Perciformes; Anoplopomatidae.